CGCGCGCGUCUCUGGUUUCCGCGCACUGUGUUCCGCGGAGCUGAGCUGCGGUGCGGUGCCGGAGAGCCCCCCGAUCGGCGCUCACUUUUCCCGGGGCAGAGCCAUGGCCGAGCCGCUGCUCAAGAGGACCUUCUCCCGGCUCCGGGGCCGAGACAGAUCGCGCCGCAAGACGGAGCCCAAAGUGGGCGACAUCCCAGGGAAUAAUAACGUCAUCCAAAGCUCCUCGUCGACUUCGGCAGCGGAGGCAGAGUCCUUUCUGUCGGCGCCAGCGGAGGAUUCGACCCGACGCGGGACUCAGAUCACCGUGGCCAAGAAGCAGAACUGGGCCAAGCUUUCCUCUGUGUUGCGGGACUCGCCCUCUGCGGAGGGACCCCACGGCCCGGGUUCCAGAGCUCAGGAAUGGGAGAGCUCCUCAGGAACAGGGCAGACCUCAAAACAGGUAUGGAGCCAGAAGACCCUGGUGGAGGACAACAGCCUGGACAGCUGUAGCGCUCCAUGUGACUCGUUCAGCGUAGGCCUUCCAGAACUUACCCGGCCGCCAGGGGGCUACGCUGAGGUGUGCAUUUCCUCAAGUGCAGCAAAGCUCUCUGGGCAGGGGGCCUACCUGCAGACCCUUGAGCGGAGCAGCCGAGCCUGGGUACUGUCCACAGGGAAGAGCCAGGUAGGAGAAGAUGUCUCCCACUCCCUCCCUAGCUGCCUGGCCGAGUGGAGGCGGGGCAAUGAGGAGAGCAACAUCUGGUACAACCCCAUCCCAGAAGAGGAGGACUCCCGCGGGGGAGCCAGGGGGUGCAGGGUGGACUAUGGAGACCCCUGGAGAAGGAGGGACACCGAGGCCAUACAUGAAUGUAGGAGGGAUCCCCAGACAAGGACCCAAAGAAGGGCAGGGAUACUGGGGAGCAGCAGCCAUAGCGCGUCCCAGAUGGAACGUCACGGCAGCGGUGGCCCGCAGUGCACGCUGGAAACCUCCAGCCAUUGGGUGGCUACUCAAUCCAAAGAGUUUACAGUGGAGACAGACGUAGUUGGGAAGAAGGAGAGCUCAGAUGUGCCCCAGCAGGAGGUGCAGGUGUUGAGUACGGCAGGAGAGACCAACGGGAGUGGGACUGGCGCCAACAGCGGUGCUGGAGCAUCCUCAGAUAGCCCUGGGGCGCAGAAGAAGGGCGGCGGGGGCGGAGCCAGCAGCAUGAUGGACAGGAUCAAGUCCCCCGGGACGGUGCGGCGGCUCUCCAUGAAGAUGCGCAAGCUGCCAGAACUACGGCGCAAGCUGAGCCUGCGGUCAUCGCGCUCGCAGCGACACGGUCAAGGCUCCGCCGUCGGUGGUGGGGAUGGGGCUGGGGGCGGGACCGGCAGUACCUCCCCACCCAGUGUGCGCAAGGAAGCUUCCAGCAACGUGAUCAGCCGCUACCACCUGGAUACCAGCGCUCCCGCCCGGCCCGAGCGUCGCUCCUCCCGGGGCCGAUCCGCCAGCAAGGGGGGCUACUUGAGCGACGGGGACUCCCCGGAGCUCCUACCCAAGCAGGGGGCCACGUCGUCGCCUCAGACCACUCCUCCACCCCCUCCGAGGGGCACGGGGGACGGCGUGUCGGACCUGAGCUCGUUCCGGCCGUACUGCAUGUCGGAGCAGCCGCGCUGCGCUCAGCGCGUCUCCGGCCUCCUCACCGUUCACCUGCUGGGUGCGGAGGAGCUGUUCCGCUCGUCAAGGGCCGAUGCCACCAGGGAGGUGUUCUGCGCCAUCCAGGUGGACGGGGUGACGCGCGCGCGUACCGGCCUGCUCACGUGCCGCGGGGCGACCCUCCCGCUCAACCACACCUUCAACCUGGAGCUGGAGCGGGCGCGCCUGCUCAAACUGGUGGUCCUCGCACCCCAGCCUAGCUCCGCCCAAGCGCCCCCCGGCGGCGCACCACCGGCACCCGCUGCUCCUGCACGCAACCGGGUCUGCUGCCUGGGGGCCUUGGCCAUCCCACCGCUGUUCAGAGCUUCCCGUUCCCAGCAGCUGUGCGUCAAGCUGGAGCCACGGGGCGUCCUCUACGUGAAGCUCACGCUCCUGGAGCAGUGGGAGAGCCCGUCCCCGCGGCCCAGCGACCUCCAGCCUUCCAGCGUGUUUGGGGUACAGCUCCGUCUCCUUGUGGAGAAGGAGGCCUCCGCCAUCAAGGUGCCGCUGCUGAUCCAGAAGAGCGUGGCUGAGAUCGAGAAGAGAGGGCUGAAGGUGGUGGGGCUGUACCGCCUGUGCGGCUCGGCGGCUGUGAAGAAGGAGCUGAGGGACGCCUUCGAGAGGGACAGCGCCGCGGUCACCCUGACUGAAGAGCUGUACCCCGAUAUCAACGUCAUCACUGGCAUCUUGAAGGACUACCUGCGCGAGCUCCCGUCGCCGCUCAUCACCAAGACACUCUACGAAGUGGUGCUGGAGGCCAUGUCCCUGCGGCCGCCCCGGAGCGCCUCCUGCAGGGUAAAGGCGGAUGCUCAGCGGUCGCAGAGCACGGUGUCCCUGCUGCGGUGUCUGCCAGAACCUGAGAAGGCUACACUCACGCUGCUCUUGGACCAUCUCAGCUUGGUGGCAUCCCACAGCGAUUGCAACCGCAUGACGUGCCAGAACCUGGCCGUCUGCUUUGGCCCAGUGCUGCUCACCCCCACCCAGGAAUCCUGGAGGCCAGGGAUCCCGGGGGGGCAGGGAACAGGGGGGUCCCAGCGAGGGGGCCGGGGCUUCUCCCACAGCGAGGACAUCGCCAGCGCUGUGGACUUCAAGAGGCACAUUGAGGUCUUGCACUACCUGCUGCAACUGUGGCCCAUUCCCUUAGGUAGACCCACAAAUGAGUCUCGAAGCCAUUUUCCCACCACUUCACUGUCAUCAUCCUCUGCUGCUCACACCGCAUCCCAAGAAACCUCGCAGCAGCGGGGCCCACGGCCCCCGCUGCGACUGGACCUUGCCCAGGAAACAGUGGUGUCCCGCAGGGGCCGGGGCCGCCUGGAGAGCCCGCCUUGCAACCGUUAUGCUGGGGACUGGACCAUCUGUGGUGGGGACUUCCUGUCGAGCACAGAGGCAGACUACGACGAGGUGGCGGGAAGCGACAGCGAUGAGGAAGAGGAGCAGGUGGACCGGGGCAGCCUGAAGAAGAGUGGCUGGGACCCGCCCUACGUGGAUGAGUUCUCCCUGGACCCCGACGCCCUGGACCUGGAUGCCCCGUUCACCUGCCGACUGAGCCUGAAGGACUUUGACACGCUCAUAUUGGACCUGGAGAGGGAGCUGGCCAAGCAGAUCAACAUCUGUCUCUGAUGGCGACACCCUGAGGAGGACACAAACAAAUCAGAAAGCGAACUGAGCGAGGGAACUUUCGGAAAAAUCGCGAUCAAGAAAAAUCGCGAUGGAGAUCCUCGCGAAAGACGAAAAGCAACGACCUUUGCUUCAAUGAUUUUUAAAUUUUUUUAAAAUUCUGCCAAUACGUGUAAACUGACAACAUCGUAGCAUUGUAACGUAUUUUAAAAACGUGGUAUUAAUGAGCGUUAAUUGAAGUUGCGUGAGGUUUUUCCCUCCAUUUCGGACGAUUUUGCCGUCGUCAUUAUAAGCUUUUGGACAAACCGUGUGCAGUGUCGCCCUGCAGCUACAGUCGUUAAACUCCAUUUGUCACAUUCCGCUCUUUAAGGUACACUGUUAGGCUCUGCUGUGUGUGUUUUGUGUCCUCGAUUUUGACGAAAACUCAAAGGAUCACGGGAAAAAGCUAUCGCCAAAGGAACGAUGAAUUAUUGGCAAAUUACUUGUGAGGACAGGUUACUUUCAGGAUUGAUUUAUCAAUUCACGAUUUCAUUAUUGUGCCGCGUUUCCUCAGUCUCAUGGAAAACCCAAAGAAGGAACAUUUUAAAAUAAUUUUUUAAUACUCUUGUUAUUAUUUGUAUUGUGUCAAGCGAGACGGCACUUAAAAAAAACCCUCAUUCAGAGAAUUUUGUGUAAUUAUAUAAUAACUUGAAGGUUAUCAGUAUGGGCAGAGUGUCGGACUCACUCGCAAAGAACAUGCUAACGGUCUCGUGCACACACGCACACGCACGCACACACACACACACACACACACACACACACACACACACGCACGCACAUUCAAGACUAUGCAAUUGCUUGCACACAUAGACUGACCAAAGACAUAAUUUUAUUGCACUUCUAUAUCACAGUCUUCUGUUUUUUUGAACUUGCUGCUUAUUUUUAUUGAAAUAUGACUUUUUUUUUACUGUUGUUUGCAUUAUUUGAAUGAAUCCUGGGCACGGUACAAUAUUUAGCCAACUGUGAUGAUGUAAAACCACAGAAGGAAUGAAGCAGCCAUACGCAACAAGGGGCCAAAUGUGUGUUCCUGGUGUAAAAUAGGAGACACUGAGUUCGUCCGGCCUUUUUCGUCGGCUUCCGUUUGCCAUUUCUCACUCAGCCUUGUCUGUUUUUCAGUUGUAUUAAACAGUAUUACUUGAUCUUGCACAUAUCAUAAGCACUUGUACCAUGUUUUUUUUUUUUUUUGUUUCCUAUGCAUAUGUGUAAAUCUGUGUGCAACUUUACAUUCAUGUUAUAAAUGGGUACUGCAAUAUGCCAUACAGUGUUAUCUACCAAAAAUAAAACAAA
This is a messenger RNA of Scleropages formosus (Asian bonytongue), 4591 nucleotides long. RefSeq names its product synapse defective Rho GTPase homolog 1 (gene syde1). Bases 104 to 3268 code for a protein of 1054 amino acids. The record is from RefSeq and is a predicted model, not a curated record. Gene Ontology annotation, biological process: regulation of Ras protein signal transduction; signal transduction; cell migration. Gene Ontology annotation, molecular function: GTPase activator activity. NCBI's taxonomy places the organism in Eukaryota, Metazoa, Chordata, Actinopteri, Osteoglossiformes, Osteoglossidae. Gene Ontology annotation, cellular component: synaptic membrane. The transcript is spliced from 8 exons.